AUGACGUGUAACCCGAGCGCGCAUUCAAAUUGCAAGCGAGCAGCGUCGGCGUAUAGCCCGACUAUCGAGGACGUGUUCUCCGUCCGCCGCCUCCUCCUACACUUCGUGCCUGCCGAACUGGCCAUCUCCAUCGUCGAGCUGGCAGAGUACUGGCCCAGAGUCACGACGACGCGUGAAGCGUUCUCCGGACCGGGGGUGAUACCCACAGGAGGCAGCGACGGCGAAUGGUGCUACUCACUCUCUCCUCCCAUCCCCAGCGACCCAGAACGCGGCAUCAAACCACGACGAAUAACCUUCCACCUCGAAUGCGUGUCCGAGUGCACGUACGACAGUAUAUGUUCGACGUUCACCUUGUUCCACGCAGCCAUCAUCAAACCGCAGGACAUUUCUCAAAACAUUAUGCGGGACCCAGUGGAGGAGUAUCCCGAGCGGACGGUCCACAGCUGGAACAUCAGCAAUCCAAAACGAUGGCUCGUACAAGAUAUCGCGUUUACCUGGCCGGAAGGCAUGCGCGAACAGAUUGUUUGGGACGAAGAUGACGCCGCCGAGGGCUCCAAACAAGGACUCGACCCCCUCCUUCACAAUUUGACUUCGGGGGAUAGGAUAGCGGUCAUGGUCCGGGGACUGCGGCCUGCCUGGCCAAUGAACACCACGCCCCCACCCCAAAUCUCCUUGAACCUAGACCAAAUCCUCGCCACACAGCGCCUCCUCCUCCUCCACUUCAACCUCCCCAGCGAGCUCGUCGUCUACAUCCUCGACCUCGCCGAAUACUGGAUGAAACAAUCCACUUCCAAAACCACCGAAGAGCAUGCCAUAGUCGCACAUAAUACUAAUAAUACCAUGUCGGACAGCUCUGAACCGGCGGUGUAUGCGGAGAAGAAGUAUCUCUCUGUCCCUCCUGUGUCUGGUUUGAAAGGCUGCGGCGAGUACGACGACUCGCAGUUGUCGUUUAAACCCCGGAAGGUGAUCUUCCGGUUGAGGAGUUGCGAUCAGGGGCGAAGUGGGUUUGUCGAACUCAGAGGUGGGCAUUUACACUCCUCUCUCUGA
Messenger RNA from Coprinopsis cinerea okayama7#130, 1047 nucleotides. RefSeq lists its product as hypothetical. The transcript is spliced from 3 exons. NCBI's taxonomy places the organism in Eukaryota, Fungi, Basidiomycota, Agaricomycetes, Agaricales, Psathyrellaceae. The coding region runs from base 1 to 1047 and encodes 348 amino acids. The record is from RefSeq and is a predicted model, not a curated record.